This is a messenger RNA of Plasmodium relictum, 732 nucleotides long. RefSeq lists its product as hypothetical. The transcript has a single exon. NCBI's taxonomy places the organism in Eukaryota, Apicomplexa, Aconoidasida, Haemosporida, Plasmodiidae. The record is from RefSeq and is a predicted model, not a curated record. The coding region runs from base 1 to 732 and encodes 243 amino acids.
AUGAAGAUUUUUAAAAUAUUAUAUUUUAUUAGUGUGUUGUUAGUUAUUAAUUUGUCAACGUUUUGGCAUGAUAUUAAUUUGUUUGUUACUUUAGAAAAUGUAAUACAACACAAGUACAUCCCUAUAUUAUGGAAUAAAAAAGAAAGAAAUCUUGCAGAAGGUGGUUUAGAGGAUAGUUCUUCAAGUAAUAUUAGAACACACCAACGUCCAGAUCUACUUGAUGAAGAAAUCUUAUUAAAAAUAAGUGAAUGUUCCGAAUUAGAAUACAUGUCAACUAAGGAAAUAGUAUAUUUAAUAACUGAUAAUAAUAAAAAUCCUGAAGAAAUAAUUAAUAAUAUUGGAUUAAUUCAAAGUAGUAUUCUUGGAAAACUUCAGCAAGAAAAUAUUGAAUUAACACAUAGUGUCCUUUGGAAUAUGUCAUUAAGGAUAGCUCAACGCCUUGGUGAGAUUUUUAGAUCUGGUCCUUUACAAAGAGAAGAAGUUCAAGCAAAAUUAAGGGUGUACAUUGUAGAGCCCAUAACAGUAUCUCAUAUUAUAGAAAAUAGUUUUAGUAGCAGUGAUUUAUUAAAUAUAAAAUGUACCAUUUAUAAUUUGGGUACUAUAAGGAAUGAGAUUGCCAAAAGAAUAAGUACUAAGAAAAUUUCUUUAUCUAAUUUCUUGUUAAAUAAUAUGAUGUACAGAAUAAGUAUGUUCUUCAAUGAUAUAUUUGAUAUGCAUGGUCUACUUCAAUAA